AUGCAUUCCCAACCAACUCAGCGAAACUCCCCCAAGUCUGCUUUAAAUUUUUCUCGAUGGAGCAUUGAGAUGGAUGCUGCUCUUGUUAAAUUUGCCAUUGAACAGGUGGAUGAAACAUAUAUCAAAACUGGAGAUUUUUCCAGGCAAUCUUGGGCCACAAUUAUAAAACAACUAUCAGAAAUGUUUCCGGACAAAACACAAAAGUUUGACAAAAGCAAAUUACUCGCUCAUUUUAGAGAGGUUUUGGUCAAAGACCACCAGGUUUGGAGAGACAUCAAACUUCAUGGCGUUGGCAUAGUUUGGUCAGAAACUCAAAACUGUUUUGUCAUCGAUAACAACAGCGACACAUUGGAAAACUUUUUUGCAAACCAAGGUGCAAAUAAAGAGUUGUUUGAAAGAAAUAAAAAGAAAUUGAGCAUAAUGAAAUUCAUGUUCAUGAGCAAUUUUUGUUUUUACCUUGCCUGGUUCGAUAAAUAUCUCUUUCGUUUUGAUGAUACAAAUGACUUGAGUAAAAUUGAUUUUAAAAAUUUAAACUUGACCAUUCCAGAUUUAAUUAGAUCUGGUUAUAACAACUCAAGAGUUUACUCAAAGUCUCACCAGCUCAAAACAUUUCUUCAGCAGCAACAGCAGCAGCAUCAUCACCAACAACAACACCAACCCCAACUUUCUUCAACAAAUAUAAUGCCAGACCAAUUUGGUGGAGGCAUGUCUAAUCAAAUUCAAUCUCGAUUGUCAAGCAAUCAGUUUAAUUCUCAACUAGUUAACCAAAUGAACAACCAGCUUUCUUCUCAAUUAAGCCCACAAAUGAAUUCUCUGUUGAGCAAUCAAAUUAGCAACCAGUUUGAAAAUCAACUUGCUGCUUCUCAAUAUCAAUUAUCAAGUCAGAUGGUAAAUCAAAUAGGCCAGCCCAUAUCAAGUGAUAUCAGCAGUGAUUUGACUAACCAAUUUCAGUAUCAAACUUUUCACAAUUCGAUGAAUAACCCUAUAAUUCACAAUCCAAUGAAUUCAAUCCAACCUAACAAUCAAGUAAAUUCGAUUCAAUCGAUAUCUCCAAGCAACCAAGUAAAUGCUUCCCCAUUACGCCCUUUAACUACAAUUCCAAAUCCAGAAUCUUCGCAUGGUGGAACUAACAUCAUGCAGUUAUUGCCAACUUCAUCUCAAUAUACUCCUUUGGUUUCAGCAACAGAGUCAUCCAAUCUAGGAUCUUCAAGCAUUCCCACGUUGGGCAGUAAAAGUCGUUCAUCAUCUUUGAUAUCUACCAACAGGAUUGUGAAGCCAGAACAUUCCCCAAGUUUUCAUUCGUCUCUGUCACUAUUAGAAGGAUCCACAAUUUCAAACCUUGAGCUAUUAACAACAAAUUCCAGUUUAUUGACUCCACAACAGAUUUCUGUAAAGGAAACACUUGAAAGAAAAUUGAUUGAAAACCUUUUAAAAAUUAAAUUAGACAAGUACAAAAAGAUCACAUCUGUCAUUUAUCAACUACAUCAAUUAAAUCUUAUUUCAAUGGAAUAUGAAAUAAUGUUUUCGAGAAAUUAUUCACUGAAAAAAGAUUUCACUGUUAUUAAUGAGUUGUUGCUAAACAAUGACUUAAGUUUUGAGGAAAGAGCACAGUAUUUUAAACAGUUUAUGGAGUUUUACGUCUCUCAACAAGAAAACUCUCAAUCAAAAAAUAAGGUGAAUACUUCGACUAGUCAUGUUAGUGGGGGUAAUAAUCUCAGCAACAUUUCAACUAGCAAUGCUAACAAUAACAGUAAUUCUAAUAUUAGCCCCAAUACUAAUAGCAGCGCUGUUACUAACAGUAGCAAUAAUGCUAACAAUAAUCACAAUAAAAAUAAUAAUAACAGUAAUAAUAACAAUAACAACGUUAAUGCUAAUACAAACAACACCAGCAACAACGUUGGUGGCAAUGCCAAUAACAAUAGGAACCUGAUUAGUCUUCCCAGUAUCAAUGGAAUUCACAGUAUUAGCAGUAUUAAUAAUUUGAACAAUAGCAAUACCCAUAGUCAUAAUCUUACUCACACUCACAGUCACCCUCAUAACAUCAACAGCAACAGCAACAUUAUGAGCAAUAAUAUCAACAUGAGAAACCAUACUACUGAGCAGUGA
This is a messenger RNA of Ascoidea rubescens DSM 1968, 2106 nucleotides long. RefSeq lists its product as uncharacterized. The coding region runs from base 1 to 2106 and encodes 701 amino acids. The transcript has a single exon. Lineage: Eukaryota; Fungi; Ascomycota; Saccharomycetes; Ascoideales; Ascoideaceae. The record is from RefSeq and is a predicted model, not a curated record.